AAGGGUUUGACACCAGAAAAGGCGAAAGAGUAUUUGGCUCGGGACGGACCCAACGCACUGACACCGCCUAAGACAACACCCGAAUGGAUCAAGUUUUGCAAGAACCUGUUCGGUGGUUUCGCCAUGUUGCUCUGGAUUGGAGGUGUCCUAUGCUUUGUCGCCUACUCUAUACAGGCCGGCACUUUCGAGGAGCCCCCGGACGACAAUUUAUAUUUAGGAUGUGUUUUGGUAGCGGUGGUUAUGGUGACCGGAAUCUUCUCCUACUAUCAAGAGGCCAAGAGCUCUAAGAUAAUGGAGUCGUUCAAGAAUAUGGUGCCCCAGUACGCGACUGUCAUUAGAGGCGGACAGAAGUACACGUUUCCGGCCGAAGAGUUAGUGGUCGGAGAUCUGGUGGAAGUGAAGGGCGGCGACAGAAUACCAGCCGAUUUGCGUGUUGUGUCGGCUCAGGGAUGCAAAGUCGACAACUCGUGUCUGACGGGCGAGUCUGAGGCUCAGUCGCGAUCGUCGGAAAACAAUUCAGACAAUCCGUUGGAGUCCAAGAAUUUGGCCUUUUUCUCGACCAACUGUGUGGAGGGGACGGCCAGAGGGCUGGUCAUCAACACUGGCGACCGCACUAUUAUGGGUCGAAUCGCGAAUCUGGCCUCCGGUCUAGAGAUGGGCACCACACCGAUCGCCCGCGAGAUCGAGCACUUCAUACACAUCAUCACAGGUGUGGCCAUCUUUCUGGGCAUCACGUUCUUCGUCGUGGCCUUU
Messenger RNA from Medioppia subpectinata, 753 nucleotides. Lineage: Eukaryota; Metazoa; Arthropoda; Arachnida; Sarcoptiformes; Oppiidae. The record is from the annotation of a GenBank genome assembly.